AUGGCGGGCCAGCAGUGGCCCUUACCGGAGCCCCACAAGGGGUGGCUGUUAAAGUCGGACCUGAGGAAGAAGGAGCUCAUAGAGUCGGGGCUGAUCAAACCAUGGCAGUCAGGGCCGAAGCUGUACAAGAAGCCAGAGCUCAACAAGAAGUGGCUGCUAGGGCCGGGGCCCCUGGAGCCCUUGCCCCUGGGCAUGAAAUGUAAACCCUGGUUCAAGGACAGGGACAGGUUGCCUUCCCGCUAUCUCUCCAGGCAGAACAACAAGCUUGGGAAGUGCCCCACCUCCAUGGACAGCAGGCGAAUUCCCCGCCCUCCGCCCAAAAAGAUUCACAGGCAGCCGCCCAAGGGAGCGGACCUGUGUUCCAAGCUCUCGCCAGCCCAGCGAGCACGGAAGGCCUUUGUAGAGAACAUUGAAGCCAGCCUGACCAAGCAUCCCUUGGCGAACUGCCCGAAUCUGGAGGCAGCUCUCCCUCCAGACCUCAUGCUCAAGGUCCUGGAAGUGGUAGAUCCUGACAGGGAGCUGGAGGACACGUGGGCGUAUUGCAGUGAACCUGGAGCCUCCCCAGGCAGUGAACCUAGGACCUCCCGAGGCAGUCCACCCCGAAUCUCCCUGGAAGCUCAACCUGGAACCUCCCCAGGCCGUCAACCUCGAAUCUCCCUGGAAGCUCAAACUGGAACCUCCGAGGAGGUCAACCUGGAACCUGAAAACAAAGCCCACCUGGAAAUGGCCAAGGAGAGUCUCCAGUCAUAUUUAUUCAGUUUGUUUCCUGAGGAAGAGACAAAUGCAGCAUGCACAAAGGAUAUCCCCAAAGUUCCUGGGCUCCAACAAUCAAGAAGAAGAGUUCGUGAAUUCUGCAGAUGGAUCGAUGAUAAUUUUGGAGACAUAGGCAUUGAUGAAGAGUAUAUCUUGAAAAAGUUUGAAAUUGACUUUGAGGUCCCACUCACCAAUAAUGCAGUCAAAAUAAAGAAAAUAAGCCAGCUUCCUUUGAAUAUAAGGCCCUGCAAACAGCUAGAUGACAUACAGCAGAGAAAAUUCUCCCUGCAGGAAGGUAACUGGGGAAGAAAACUCCGAAAACCUGAAGACCCUUAUAAACCCAAAAGGGAGAAGAUAAGGUAUGGAGCAUGGUACCUGGACCCCAAAUGCUGGAAAAAGCUGGUCAAUGACCAGCCUUUGCCUGACCCUAAAGUCGUCCCUGACAAGGAACAUUGGACCUAUGGAAGGCAUCUUGAACCAGACAUUAUUGAUGAACCUUAUGGACCAAUUGCCUUCAAAGAUUUCAUUGUAAGCAAGGGCUACAAGAUGCCAGUUGUGACUGAGAAGAUGUUUUUAAGGAAGGGAUGGACAUAUGAGUCUGUGAAGACUCCUAUACACCGAGUAAUCCUCUUCAAACCCAAAGAGGAGGACUCAGGGAAUAAAGAGGAUUAG
This is a messenger RNA of Myotis lucifugus (little brown bat), 1425 nucleotides long. RefSeq names its product protein FAM47E-like. The transcript has 3 exons. The coding region runs from base 1 to 1425 and encodes 474 amino acids. NCBI's taxonomy places the organism in Eukaryota, Metazoa, Chordata, Mammalia, Chiroptera, Vespertilionidae. The record is from RefSeq and is a predicted model, not a curated record.